GAGCAGGCGAGCGAGGACGAGGACGGGAGAUGGACGCGGACUGAAACCGGUGAGGAACUCGUGCAAGAAUCCUAGGGAUUGCGAAAUCCUCGGGAUGCAUAUGCGGAUUCUCACGGGGACCUUGUAUUUGGCGUUGGAGCCGACGGAGUGGCAUUGCUAGCCAAGCGUCCUUCGGAAAGCCGUCAUACGACCCCGUCUCGCCUCUCCAGGAACUGGGCUGACUGAGGUUAGCCGAUUCUUCGAGGUACAAAUGGCUGGACUCUCCCCACCAGGGUCAAAUGAAAACUCCCUUUCGCCAACUAACUAGAACUCUAUGAAAUGUCUGACAUAAUGCUGCUUUGCUACCCUCUGGGCUUUUGGCAUUGGGAAAUUGUGUUGCAAGGUACCACUCCUGGCAAAUGCAGAGGAGACAACAUGCCUGUCAUGCAGGAAAUCCUUUUCCAGCAGCAUUUCUUCAGAGGUACUAAAUCACAUUCCACCCCAUUCCACCUCAAUUAUGCUGACAAGAAACGGAAGUGCAAUGUGAUGUGUCAGAAGUUCAUCACAUGCCCUUACCCAUGGAAACUAUUGAAAAACAUAUCUUCAAUGAAAGAUAUCAUACUGGUAUUGGAGGAGAAUGAAGCUCAUGUUACUUUUGGUAGUCAUGGGUUUAAUUCCUUUCCCUGUGAGAAGCCAAGUGAAAUGCACUGAAAAGCAGUGUAAUGGAAGCGAUAUCAAUCGCAAAAUGGACUUUCUAGGAGUGCAUGGGGAUUAUUCACUAACUGUGAAUAAAACCAGGAUCAUCAUUUCAGUGAAUGUUCCCUUCAGGGAUAUAAAGUGGGAACAUCCAAUUGCUAUCAAUUGCAAUUGGAGUGCCCUUGUGGAAGGACCACAAGAAAAAAAUUUUAAAAUCAAGGUUGAAUUCUCCAGCAAUAGCACCAAUAUCAGUGCUCAGAUCACCACUUAUGUGGGAGAGGAGAUAACGGACUUGUUCAACUGGGUCUUCCCCCGGAACCCAAGACUUGAGUAUCGUGGCUGCCCCCCAUCUCCUGGCAAUCAAACCCCACCAGAUGAGGAGGAGGGUGAGAAUGGUGGGUACUAUCCUGAUGGGUCUGGAGAUCCUGGUUCCAAUCCUGAAGGUGAUGACCAUGGGGAUGGUGAGUCACCCCUGUAG
Messenger RNA from Darwinula stevensoni, 1153 nucleotides. The record is from the annotation of a GenBank genome assembly. Lineage: Eukaryota; Metazoa; Arthropoda; Ostracoda; Podocopida; Darwinulidae.